CAGGAAAGGGAAGAGAUGACCAUUUCCUGCUGCAGCAAGAAAAUAAAACAAACAGGAAACAAGGAGCAGAGCUCACAGGGAGCAGAACCAGGAGAGGAGGCUUUGGACCGACGGAGCUGCAGAACCAGGAGAACCCAGUGGAAGAAGCUGAAGGAUCUUGAGGAACUCAGCAGGAUCUGGUGUUCUGGGCCGAUUGAGGAAGGAACCGGGUUUGGAUCCUGUAGGAACAUCAAGGGGAACCAGAGAGGAACCAGAACCAGAGAUGUCCUCCACCUGACUGGAUUUCUCUUAGUGAAAAGGUGUUCCCACCCCAGUCCCCCCACCCCUGGUUCCAUCAUGCCUAUCUUCAAGAACCUCCCUGUGCGCCUGAAAGGUGGUGGUCCAGUUCUAGACAACGCCUUGUUCUUCCGCAGGAUGAGUCUCAACAUCACUCCCCACCACAACCCCUUUGAACACGAUGAUGACAAUAUCCAUGGCAACGGCAGCCAUGAAAGCCACUGGUCACCAGGAAGCUCGCUGUUGGACGGCGACAUGCCGAGGGACCGCAACCCAUUUGAGGACGAGGAGGACGAGAACGAGGCCAACGAAGGCAAGAAAGGAAACGGCAGCGGAGGGUCAGUGAAGGGUUCGUUCAAGUUUAAGUCGCCGCUGAAGAGUCUCGGAAAACUCGGGAAGAACCUGAGGAUGUCGGGAAAGAGCAAAGAUGGCGACACGCCGUCCCCACAGGGGUCGCUGCAGGGAACGCCGUCGCCUUCACAGAAGAAGAAGAGAGGCAGGAGGAGCUCAGAGGGCAGUCUGCUCAGAUUUGCAGGAAAAUACCGCGACUCCCUGAGCUCCCGCAAGGAAUCCUUCACCAACGGCGAGCUGAACUGCUCGGAGAGCGACUGCGACUCCAUCAGCCGGCGCCUGACCUUCAUGAAGAUGGUGGGCCUGGGGAAGCUGAAGAGGGAGUCCAUCACCGACCGAAUGUCCCAGGGCCCCGAGGACCAGCCGGUGCAGGAGGAGGAGGUGGUGGAGGAGGUCAAACCCAGAGAGCCUCUGUCAGGUAGGAGGGCCACGAGGAGGCGACCAAACGCCCCCUAGAGGCCAAUUGGCUUUGGUCCAUUUAGUCCUAGUGACCUUUCUCCUGAAAAACAUGUUGGCGUUAGCUCUGAAUAUCUAGCUAGCUUAGAGUUAAAUAUAGCUUAGCGCUAAAUAUAGCUUAGAGUUAAAUAUAGCUUAGCGCUAAAUAUAGCUUAGCCCUCUAUGGCAUGACUUUUUAUUUUUGUGGGGAAGAAAUAUUUUCCUGCAUUCU
This is a messenger RNA of Xiphophorus maculatus (southern platyfish), 1294 nucleotides long. RefSeq lists its product as uncharacterized. The record is from RefSeq and is a predicted model, not a curated record. The transcript has 3 exons. Bases 16 to 1083 code for a protein of 355 amino acids. NCBI's taxonomy places the organism in Eukaryota, Metazoa, Chordata, Actinopteri, Cyprinodontiformes, Poeciliidae.